GCAUUAGUUGCUAUCGCACGCCAUCUUUUUUACCAAUUAAAUAAAUAAAUAAAAAGAAUUACCAACCAGCUAGGUUAAUAACCUUUAAACGAUUUACAAAACCUGUAAUUUAGUGAUAAAAAUUUAUGAUUUCUGAUGUGAUUUUUCCUUAACAAGUUUAAUUUGUUUUGUAUUGUGUGAGAUAAUGACGCGGGAAAUUCCGGUGGUUUUUUUGUUUUUAUAUAUGUCCGUGAUAACAAAUGGCCAAUACGAAGGUGAUGUAUGUACAAAAAAUGGCGCUAGAGGUACCUGCGUCGUGUUAGACAAAUGCCAGUCUGCAAUCAAUGGUAUUAGGAAUAGAAUACCGCCGCAGAUAUGUUCUUUCCGAGGUAUGGACCCAAUAGUAUGUUGUUUGGAUGGGGCGCCGGCGUCGACCUCUGCACCACCCGUCCUCACAACGUCCACUAAGAAACCAAGAGUCACCACGGAAUAUGUACCGCCAUCUUACGACUAUGUGUUCAAUGACCCCACUUUAGCGGGAAGUGGGGAAUGCGAGGCGAUACCGGCUAAUCUUACAUCGCCAAAAACUGGACAAAAGGCUUGGGACAAAUGUAUAGAAUAUCAGGAGAAACUAGUAUAUCCUUGUGUGAAAGGUAACUCACUAUCUGGUGAGAAGGGGCGCACGUAUCGUUGCAACCAUAGAACUGAUCAGCUUGUGGUGGGAGGAGUGAACGCUGGUGAUAAAGAAUUCCCGCACAUGGCACUUCUCGGCUUCGGUAGCGUGAAUUCAAUCGAGUGGCAAUGUGGUGGUUCUGUUAUUAGUGAACGCUUCAUCUUAACAGCGGGACAUUGCACUUCAAGCAGACAGUUUGGUACAGUGACUUACGCUUUAGUUGGAAUCCUGAGUAAGACUGAACACGUGGACGCAUCUCAACGUUACAAGAUAAAAAAUAUCAUAAAGCAUCCAGAAUAUAAGCCACCGAUGAGAUAUAAUGAUAUCGCAUUACUGGAAACUGAACCUCAAAUGACAUUAAGUGACAAAGUGGUACCAGCUUGUCUGCAUGUAGAUAUGUCAGAGCGAGACGAGCGCGCGCUCGCAUCUGGUUGGGGCGCGACUCAGAACAGAGGGUCCAGUGCUGAUAUCUUACAGAAGGUGAUAUUGAACAAAUUCUCGGAAUUUGAAUGCGCCAUAUUGUUCCCGCCAACACGUCUUAUGUUGAACGGCUUCAAUGGUAACACACAAAUAUGUUACGGAGACAAAGAAAAAUCUAAAGAUACGUGUCAGGGUGACAGUGGCGGUCCUUUACAGUUGAAGAAUCAAAAAAUACAUUGCAUGUAUACAUUAGUAGGUGUGACAUCUUUUGGCAGAGCUUGUGGCUUUGUAGGAGAACCUGGAAUAUACACAAAGGUUUCAGCUUAUGUACCAUGGAUUGAGAGCAUUGUUUGGCCAUAAAUCGUAGUAAGAUUUUGUAGGUUAAGUUCUCUUCCAUUUUCGUGAGCACAAGUUUAGAGACAGCUUUUAAUGCAAAAAAAAUAAAAACAUCAAAUUGUUACGAAAUGUAGAACAUAGUCUGGAAGAACAUAUAG
This is a messenger RNA of Papilio machaon (common yellow swallowtail), 1566 nucleotides long. RefSeq names its product trypsin 5G1-like. The transcript is spliced from 10 exons. Bases 185 to 1432 code for a protein of 415 amino acids. Gene Ontology annotation, biological process: proteolysis. Lineage: Eukaryota; Metazoa; Arthropoda; Insecta; Lepidoptera; Papilionidae. Gene Ontology annotation, molecular function: serine-type endopeptidase activity. The record is from RefSeq and is a predicted model, not a curated record.